AUGGAGAAAGAAUCUGACUGUGUGUUUCCUAAAUCUUAUGUGAUGAAAGGAGGAGAAGGUCCUCAUAGCUAUGCUCAAAACUCAACCGGUCAGAAAUCAGCAAUUGAAGCAGCCAAGCACCAUCUUCAAAAUGCCGUUACCAAAAAGUUUGAUUUUAAAGCCAUUUCUGCUUCCUCUAAAAACCUAAUCUGCAUAGCUGACUUGGGUUGUUCCACCGGGCCAAACACCUUCAUUGCAAUUCAAAACAUAAUAGAAGCAAUACAAUUCAAAUGCCAAUCUCAAAAUCAAUCUACCCCAGAAAUCCUAGUCUUCUUCAAUGAUCAAGCAUCAAACGAUUUCAACACUCUCUUUCAAAACCUUCCUCCCAAUAGAAACUACUUUGCAGCUGGAAUUCCUGGCUCUUUCUAUGGACGUUUAUUUCCAAAAAAGCCUGCAUUUAGUUCACACUUCUGCAGCAUUGUCUUGGCUAUCUGA
Molecule: messenger RNA, 474 nt
Organism: Neltuma alba
Lineage: Eukaryota; Viridiplantae; Streptophyta; Magnoliopsida; Fabales; Fabaceae
Product: farnesoic acid carboxyl-O-methyltransferase-like
Exons: 2
Coding region: 1-474 (157 amino acids)
Molecular function (GO): methyltransferase activity
Source: RefSeq, a predicted model, not a curated record